AGCUGCGCCUGCGUGGCAGAGAGGGGAAGUGAGGCGGUUUCCUCGGCGCCUUUUCCGGCUGUGGCUGUGGCUGAGCUGGGAGGAGGCUGAGGAGGAGGAGGCAGCGGCAGCGGCAGCGGCAGCGGCAGCGGCAGCCGGGGGACCCUCCGUACAGGGCGGUGGCCGGAGGUAGCUCAUCGAGUUCCUCCGGGGAUCAAUGACCUGACGAGGAGCCGGAGUCGCCGCUGUCGCUCGGAUAGUGAGGGUCGGUAGUUCAGCGGACGGGCGGGCCGGGGUCUCCGGCGGCGACGGGGCCUGGAGAGACGGCAGGCAGUCCGAAGAGCAGGCCGAGCGGGAGCGGCGGCGCUCGGUGCCUGGGGGGGAAGGGCAGUUCCGGGCUGGGCCUCACCAGGGCGGCGGCUCCCCGCGGCUCAGCUUCUGGCCGUCGGCAGCGACAGGAGGAAGCCGGGCUUGGGGCCGGUGAUGUCCGACUGAGCGGGAGCCCGGUAUUCAGCCCUUAAGCGGCACCGGCAGCUCGCCCAUUGCAGGCCGCAGUGUUCUCGCGGCUGGGCGGGAUCGCUUCGGUUUCCUGGAGGCUGCGGCGGCGGCGGUGGCUAAGGGGACGUGGGAUACCUGAAUGCCCCCAGCCCCGGCUCUUCCGUCGCGAUGGGGAAGGUGCUGUCUAAGAUCUUUGGGAACAAGGAAAUGCGGAUCCUGAUGCUGGGGCUGGACGCCGCUGGUAAGACCACUAUCUUGUACAAGUUGAAGCUGGGCCAGUCGGUGACGACCAUCCCCACCGUGGGCUUCAACGUGGAGACGGUGACUUACAAAAACGUCAAGUUCAACGUAUGGGACGUGGGCGGUCAGGACAAGAUCCGGCCGCUCUGGCGGCAUUACUACACCGGGACCCAGGGGCUGAUCUUCGUAGUAGACUGCGCCGACCGAGACCGCAUCGAUGAGGCCCGCCAGGAGCUUCAUCGCAUCAUCAACGACCGGGAAAUGCGGGACGCCAUCAUCCUCAUCUUCGCCAACAAGCAGGACCUGCCCGAUGCCAUGAAACCGCAUGAGAUCCAGGAAAAACUGGGCCUGACCCGGAUUCGGGACAGGAACUGGUAUGUGCAGCCUUCCUGUGCCACCUCAGGGGAUGGACUCUAUGAGGGCCUCACAUGGUUAACCUCUAACUACAAAUCGUAAUGAGCAUUCACAACCCAUCAUACCCCCAUUCCCCAUCUCCCCUCAGGAGAGAAAUAAAAACAACAACAAAAAAACAACACAUAGGAUUAUCACCACCUUCACCUCCAAUGCCACUUUCUCUUUCGAAUUUGGACUCUGGAGUUACUGUUUUACGGUUUGGGGAGGGGGGUUGGGUUGAGGGGGUUUCUCUUUGUUUUUUUCUUUUAUUUCUUUUUCGUUUAUUUGUUUUUUUGCUUUGCUUUAGGAUGCUCUAGUCUGACAUUUGACAUGAACACAAAGUACUAGGUGCUCUUGAUGACUUCCAGCAAAUAGGGUGGGGGAAAAUAUAGCAACUCUUGAUAUGGUCUUUAUAAUAAUGGUUUGAUUUUUUUAUUUUGAUGGAAUUUUUUUUUCAAUGUAUGUCUCCCCCCUUUUACCCAGUUACCUUAUCACUUGCUGUAGAUGGCUUAUUUUGCAUUCAUGCAGACGAUGUUGCAAGUCUGUUUCAUCUAGUAAACUGAAAAUUAUUGCUUAAUCAAA
Messenger RNA from Antechinus flavipes (yellow-footed antechinus), 1692 nucleotides. It is a transcript of the gene ARF6, whose product is annotated as ADP ribosylation factor 6. The transcript has 2 exons. Gene Ontology annotation, biological process: vesicle-mediated transport; intracellular protein transport. Lineage: Eukaryota; Metazoa; Chordata; Mammalia; Dasyuromorphia; Dasyuridae. The coding region runs from base 646 to 1173 and encodes 175 amino acids. Gene Ontology annotation, molecular function: GTP binding; GTPase activity. Gene Ontology annotation, cellular component: cytoplasm. The record is from RefSeq and is a predicted model, not a curated record.